GCAGUUGUUGGAAUACUUCUGUCAAAUAAUUAUUAAAAUUUAUUUUUUAUAGAUUUGUACAUUAAUUCAAUGGGUUCUUCCCAUAGUGCUGAAGUGCCAGGGGGCGGUUCUGAAGGGUACCAUGUAUUGCGGGUGCAGGACGGCUCUCCAGGGCAGAAGGCCAACCUGGAGGCAUUUUUUGACUUCAUAGUGGCCAUAGAAAAUAUUAGAUUGGACCAAGACAAUGACACUUUGAAGGAACUGCUUAACGCAAAUGUUAACAAGACUAUCAAAAUGUUAGUUUAUAGUAGCAAAACGCAGUCGGUGAGAGAAGUGAUGGUGACCCCCAGCAAUAGCUGGGGCGGGCAGGGCUUGCUUGGCGUCAGUAUUAGAUUUUGUUCUUUUGAAGGAGCUAAUGAAAAUGUUUGGCACGUAUUGGUAGUUCAUCCGUCCUCCCCGGCAGAGAUGGCUGGGCUGCGACCAUUCUCAGAUUACAUAAUUGGUGCCGAUUCAAUCAUGCAUGAGAGUGAGGACCUGUUCACUUUGAUCGAAGCUCACGAAGGCAGACCUUUAAAGCUUUAUGUAUAUAAUAUAAAUGAUGAUUCAUGCCGUGAGGUUCACAUUACUCCAAACCACAACUGGGGUGGUGAAGGAAGUCUUGGCUGUGGAAUGGGAUAUGGAUAUCUUCAUAGAAUUCCAAUUAGAAAUUCGAACGCUCCUGCUCCUUCUAAACAAUACAAUGAAGCAUUAUUACCACAAAACCAACAAACGCCUAAUGUGGAGACUCAAUUAACACCUGGUCUUCAAAACUUGACCAUACAAGAUGAUAAGACUUUAAGCUCUCAAUUCAACAGUGCCUCGCAAGUACCUAACACGGGCAGUGGUGAAAACCCACCACCAUUUUUGUCUGGAGUACCAUUGGUAAAUCCUGGCUAUGGCCCUAAUAUAUCACAGAGUCCGGAACAAUCUCAAGUGACUCAGCAGCCCAUGUCACAACCGCAAUCAGUUGUAUCUAACAUGGCUGCAUAUUCCAGCAGCUUAGCUGAAGCAACAUUAACCAAUCUUGGUAGUAUACCGUCAGUAUCUAGUAUGCAACCCCCAGCACCACUUCCGAGUCUACCCGGUUUUCCCAUGAAUCAACCGCAGCCUUAUAUACCGAUGAUGCCUAACUACUCUCAAUCUCAAGCUACGCCAUCUGCACCCCUCAUGCAAAAUACAGCACAUGUAGCAUCUCCCCCUGCUAUCCCUCAAAGUAUGCCUAAUUUAGUACCCACCUUUGAUAUGAGUAGUUUCGCGCCAACGCCAAUACAACCUCCGCCAAUGUCAAGCGGGCCAGUUUCAAGUGGACUGCCGAUAGUGACGCCAGUCUCUUUGCCGGGAAUGCCCUCAAUCACCGUAAGUGCUACUCUCCCUGUUUCCACCAUGCAGGAGAUUCACCACCAACAAGCUCAGCAACAACAGGAUUUAUUAUCGUGAAAUGUGUUUAAUGAUACACAUAAAUGACAUAUUUUAAUUAUGAUAAGCUUAGAUUUGUUUUAUUUGGCAAUGUCCAUGUUAUUUAAAUUUAUGUUCAAAUUAUCUGUCUGUAAGAUGCAUAAGAUGACAGGAGGCAGAUAAAG
Messenger RNA from Hyposmocoma kahamanoa, 1598 nucleotides. RefSeq names its product Golgi reassembly-stacking protein 2 (gene Grasp65). The transcript has 5 exons. Gene Ontology annotation, biological process: Golgi organization. Lineage: Eukaryota; Metazoa; Arthropoda; Insecta; Lepidoptera; Cosmopterigidae. The record is from RefSeq and is a predicted model, not a curated record. Gene Ontology annotation, cellular component: Golgi apparatus. Gene Ontology annotation, molecular function: protein binding. Bases 70 to 1455 code for a protein of 461 amino acids.